AUGUACCUCCGAGCCAUCCAUACGGAGACAUCGCUCGUGACCCUGCGACAGCUGAUCCGCAGCAACCCACUCGGCGUCCUUACCACUGCCAUCCCCUCGAAGCGUUAUCCUUUCCUCUUAUCCACCCACAUACCAUGGAUUCUAGAUGUUGAAGACGAAGCCAGCGAGACCGAGCUUGGCACCCUCCGCGGCCAUCUCGCCCGAGCAAAUCCUCAAAGCAAGACCAUCAUCGACAACCUCGAAACUGCAUCGAAGCCAAAUGGCUCCUACCUAGAAGAAGAGGUUCUCGUUCUCUUUACAGCGGCAGCACACCACUACAUCACGCCCAAAUUUUACACUGAGACCAAGCCCGAGUCUGGGAAAGUCGUGCCGACAUGGAACUAUGCUGCGGCGCAAGCCUACGGGAAAGCGAGGAUCUAUUUUGACUCCAAAUCACCUGAGACCGGGGCCUUCCUGUCGCAACAGAUUCACGAUCUGUCUGAACAUGCUGAGAAGUCGGUCAUGGGCUAUGAUGGGGAAGAGGGGAGGGCGGGAUCUUGGAAAGUGGCGGAUGCGCCAGAGAAGUAUAUUGAGCUGCUACAGAAAGCUAUCAUUGGCAUUGAGAUCAAGCUUGAUCGCCUGGAAGGCAAGUUCAAGAUGAGUCAAGAGAGCCCAAAGGGUGAUCGGGAGGGUGUCAUCAAGGGUUUCGAGGCGCUCGGGUCAGAGACGGGGAAUGUGAUGGCGGAUUUAGUGAGGCAGAGGGGGGAGCUGAAAGACGCCGGGAAGUCAGGUUGA
Messenger RNA from Ascochyta rabiei, 774 nucleotides. RefSeq lists its product as uncharacterized. Lineage: Eukaryota; Fungi; Ascomycota; Dothideomycetes; Pleosporales; Didymellaceae. Bases 1 to 774 code for a protein of 257 amino acids. The transcript has a single exon. The record is from RefSeq and is a predicted model, not a curated record.